This is a messenger RNA of Nymphalis io (European peacock), 1890 nucleotides long. RefSeq lists its product as uncharacterized. Gene Ontology annotation, biological process: DNA integration. The coding region runs from base 1 to 1890 and encodes 629 amino acids. Gene Ontology annotation, molecular function: nucleic acid binding. Lineage: Eukaryota; Metazoa; Arthropoda; Insecta; Lepidoptera; Nymphalidae. The transcript has a single exon. The record is from RefSeq and is a predicted model, not a curated record.
AUGCAAGAAUUUCAUUCGGAAAUAACGCAACUAAAACAAAAUGGAAAGGUGCACUCAAAAAGUAAUUUAUUAACAUUGACGCCUUAUUUGGAUGACAAAAAUAUUUUACGAGUUGGAGGGAGACUUCGACAUUCGCAAUUAUCGGAAACUGCAAAACACCCGAUGAUCAUACCUAAGGACUCGAGACUGACAGAACUUUUGAUCAAAGAAGCUCAUUUGCAAACACUGCACGGUGGACCAAGUCUUACCUUGACAUAUCUGAGACAAAGAUACUGGGUUUUAGGGGGCAACCGCACAGUUAAAAAAUACCUGAGAAACUGUGUGAAGUGUACUCGCUUCAGGAGUCACAACCAACACCAAAUAAUGGCUAACCUACCCGAGCCCAGAGUGACGCCGUCCCGAGCUUUCACGCACACAGGGGUUGAUUUCACCGGCCAAGUGGAAUUGAAAGCGAAUAAGGGACGAGGAAUAAAAACCACUCGUGGUUAUAUCGCUGUGUUUGUUUGCUUCUCUACCAAGGCAAUACAUCUCGAGCUUGUCUCUGACCUGAGCACACCGUCGUUCCUAGCAGCCUUCAAACGUAUGUGUGCAAGAAGGGGAACCCCAAAGCACAUGUACAGUGACAACGGCACGAACUUUGUCGGUGCAUCACGCCUUUUGAAAAAGGAAUACAAAGAAGUGUUGCAAGCUAUCAACAAUGACUUUCUAUCUGAAGUUGCCGAGAUGGGUGUCACUUGGCACUUAAAUACACCCGCAUGGCCAAGCGCUGGCGGAUUGUGGGAAGCGGCGGUAAAAAGUACUAAACACCAUCUUAAACGAGUUUUGGGAGAGCAAAAACUGACGUUUGAGGAGUUUACAACGUUACUCAAUCAAAUAGAAGCAUGUCUGAACUCUCGGCCGUUGUGUGCACUGACGGAGAACGAAGACGACAGCUUUUUAACUCCAGGACAUUUCUUAGUAGGAGGACCACUUUUAUCCCCGCCGCUGACUGACUUUGACGAACGUUGUAUCAAGACGAGAUGGCAGCUCACUGAGAAAAUGCAUCGUGACUUUUGGCGAAAAUGGUCGUCCGACUAUUUACAACACCUACAAAUUCGUUCGAAAUGGAAGCAUCCUCAAGAAAAUAUGAAGGUUAAUGACAUUGUCCUCAUCAAAGAAGAGAACCUGCCACCGACGAAAUGGGCUAUGGGUCGAGUGAUUGACGUUCAUCCAGGAACGGAUGGGCACAUCAGAGUCGUGACGCUACGUACGAAGAGUGGAGAAAUAAAACGACCCAUAAUCAAGUUGGUUCCACUUCCGGUAAACAAUGAACAUGACUUCUCAAAAAUCACUUUGGAAAAUGACGAACCCAAGAAAAAUUACACCUCGACACCACGUACAUUGCGAAAAAAUCGAGGUCUGCCAACUACACUGAUGAACAUGGUACUUUUCCUGCUGAUGCUUUUAACAUCUACGAUUGAAGCAAAUGUCUACAUCAAAAGCUUGAACAAUAACACAUUGUUCUUUGACAAAAUCUCUGACGUACGAAUCAUACAGGACAAAUGGAAACUUAUUGCCUACUACAACAUGACAACAUAUUGGCAUAGUAUUACCGCCGUUGAAAAAUAUAUCUACUCGGUAAACAAAACCUGCAACAACGAUCACUCAUGUGCACCUGUUGUGACGCAAUUCGCUCACGAGCUCGAUAAACUUCGACACUAUAACGAAUUGCUGACGAACCAACAUCACAUCCUGCAACGAAACAAGAGAGGCUUAAUCAACGGGGUCGGUUACCUAGCUAACACCCUGUUUGGGGUCUUGGAUGACACAUUUGCUCGAAGAUACGAGAAAGAUAUUGACGGUUUCAAUAUCUUUCUCGAGAAUAAAAGAGCGAGAAGAUCAUUUACUUAA